Acaromyces ingoldii is the source of this 760-nucleotide messenger RNA. Its product is annotated as putative PRE3-20S proteasome subunit. Lineage: Eukaryota; Fungi; Basidiomycota; Exobasidiomycetes; Exobasidiales; Cryptobasidiaceae. Gene Ontology annotation, molecular function: threonine-type endopeptidase activity. The record is from RefSeq and is a predicted model, not a curated record. Gene Ontology annotation, cellular component: proteasome core complex. Bases 10 to 669 code for a protein of 219 amino acids. The transcript is spliced from 5 exons.
AGACGAAAGAUGCAGGCUCUCGAUGUGGACCGACUCAAGAAGGGCGAGGUCGACCUCGGUACCUCGAUCAUGGCCGUGGCAUAUGACAAGGGUGUCAUCCUGGGAGCCGAUUCAAGGACGACGAUGGGAUCAUACAUUGCAAACAGAGUGACCGACAAAUUGACACAUGUCACCGACCGCAUCUACUGCUGCCGAUCGGGCUCAGCGGCCGACACGCAAGCAGUCGCCGACAUUGUCACCUACCACCUCUCGAUGUUCUCCGUCCAGCACGGCGAGCAGCCCAAUGUCGACACGGCUGCACACCUCUUUAGCGAGCUUGUGUACCAGAACAAGGACCGGUUGAGUGCGGGUAUCAUUGUCGCAGGGUGGGACAAGCACAAGGGCGGGACCGUCUACAAUGUCCCGCUCGGUGGAGGCGUCUUCCAGCAGCCAUGGGCCAUCGGAGGGUCUGGAUCAGCAUACAUCUACGGUUUCUGCGAUUCAACAUGGAAGGAGGGCUGGGGUCGUGAGCAGACGGUCGACUUUGUCAGAAACGCGCUGAGCUUGGCAAUGAGCCGUGACGGAUCAUCGGGAGGCACCAUUCGGAUGGUCGACAUCACUGAAGAUGGCGUCGAGAGACACUUUGUCCCUGGCGACAAGCUUCCUGAGCUCUCUGCCAAACUUGUCUGAUUACCAGAGAGAGGGGAAUGACCAUAAUACAAUUGACACAAACAUACAAGGGAAGCUAUCUCAUCUCCUCGGGCUCCUUGACCUCCUUCGC